UAUCUAGGAAGGCCCAAAUUUAGCCAACUGAUGAGAAUCACCUUUGUCUCUAAAGAUGUGGAUUCCAACCUAUAUAAACAGCCAUUGUCCCCUCCCAUUCACUCCACUGCAGAAGCUUCUGCCUCUCCACAAAUCUUCCAUCUCAAUUUACUCUGUUUACUUGCCAUACUUUGCUGUUCAUAUUCUUUGCAAGGAGCUAUAAUAAAUAAAGAUGUCUGGAGUUUGGAAGUUCAAAAAUGGGGUGGUGAGGCUGGUGGAGAAUCCUGCAAACGAGCAAUCCUCAACAAUGAAACGCAAAGCUCUGCUUCACGUUCCCACAAACGAAGUAAUAAGCUCCUACACUUCGCUUGAGCGCAAGCUCAUCAGCCUUGGUUGGGAACGCUACUAUGAAGAUCCUGACCUCCUCCAAUUCCACAAGCGCUCCUCCAUCGAUUUAAUAUCUCUUCCUCGUGAGUUCAGCCGCUUCAAAUCGAUGCAUAUGUAUGAUAUUGUCCUAAAGAAUCGUGAUUGGUUUCGAGUGAUUGAUGUAUAGGUUAUGUGUGCAGUAUGAAUCAGAGGAGUACAUAUCGUUUCUUUGUUGAUGCUGAUUGUUAUCUAUAUUACUGGUGCUUUCUUUGUUUGUGCUAUUUGAUUCCAUCAUGAUUGUGCAUGCUUAUCAGUUUUUCAAACAUGUAGUUUAUAUAUGUUGUGUUUGUGGUUUUAUUUUAUUAUUUUGCCAGUUCGGUUAGUAUGUUGGGGAUUGGAGAUAGAGAUGCAUGUAUCUCGUGUUUGUAACUUGUGCUUUCAUCU
This is a messenger RNA of Phalaenopsis equestris, 789 nucleotides long. Its product is annotated as flowering-promoting factor 1-like protein 1. Lineage: Eukaryota; Viridiplantae; Streptophyta; Magnoliopsida; Asparagales; Orchidaceae. Gene Ontology annotation, biological process: regulation of flower development. The record is from RefSeq and is a predicted model, not a curated record. The transcript has a single exon. The coding region runs from base 212 to 532 and encodes 106 amino acids.